AUGAACUUUAGUGAAGCUCAACUUGAGCUACGACAGCUUCUCAGCAGAGUCGAACCUUCUCAAUUGCCGAAGCUGCUCGACUGGGUCAGAACAUCGGAGGAGCUGGAUGACAUGCUGCUGGACAACAACCAAGUUAUUUUGAGGUGCAUCGCCGAUGAUAUCCGGGAGAGCCUACCUCUUGACGCUAUGUUGCCUUCGGAGACCGAUGCCAAGUACAAGUUGCAGCAGCGCUCAGGAGCCACCGUUCACGUGGACGCCUUCUUGUAUGACGACGAGCACGUGGAUGCGCUUUGUGAGGCGGGAAGCAUGAGUCGCCGCUAUUGUCUCCAGUGCGGCUCCCGAAGCACGGCACCUUUAGAGUUUGUGUCUCAUUCCUUCUCUGUGUCCGAGCUGCUCUUCUUGUUCCAAAAUGUUCUGCCGGACCUGAGCGGUCGCACACUGGUGGACGUCGGAUCGCGGCUGGGGGCUGUGCUCUAUGGGGGAUUCCUCUUCAGCUCGGCGUCCAGGUUAGUUGGCAUCGAGCUCAGCGCCGACUUUGUCAACCUGCAGAACAAAAUGCUGCACAAGUAUGGAAUGGACGCCAGAGCUCAGGUUGUCCACGCUGACGUUUGCUCACAGGACACGCUUCUGCAUAACGCCGAUGUCGUAGUCAUGAACAACGUCUUCGAGUAUUUCAUGCAGCCAGAGCAGCAAGUCAGAGCCUGGAGGUUCAUCAUGCAGACGUUGAGGAAAUCUGGUUCUCUGCUGGUGACCGUUCCCAGCCUGCACGACUCACUCCAACCUCUGCAGGAAGCGCUACCGGCCGGCUGGGUGGAGGAGCUUCCGCUGCAUUACGACGUCUUUGUCGGUAAAGACUCAGACCCUGAGGAUCUGCGACAAAUCCACCUGUACAGGGUCUUAUGA
Molecule: messenger RNA, 903 nt
Organism: Nerophis lumbriciformis (worm pipefish)
Lineage: Eukaryota; Metazoa; Chordata; Actinopteri; Syngnathiformes; Syngnathidae
Source: RefSeq, a predicted model, not a curated record